Molecule: messenger RNA, 1626 nt
Organism: Gregarina niphandrodes
Lineage: Eukaryota; Apicomplexa; Conoidasida; Eugregarinorida; Gregarinidae
Exons: 1
Coding region: 1-1626 (541 amino acids)
Source: RefSeq, a predicted model, not a curated record
AUGGGGAUCCUACUCGACAGCAAGCUGAGCAUGAAUCAAGAGGUAGAAGCAAGGAUCGAAAAGGCCAAGAAAGCCGCUAAAGACUACACCGAAACGGUCAAGAACAUCCCGCCCUCUAUGAUUAAUGUCGCAGUCAAGAUACGGGGAGCAUGCGCGAUUAUACUACCACACCUAGUCUACCUAUGGAGGGAAAUCCCUUUCACACCGGCCCAGAGAUCUACCCUAACCGACGUCGCCACACAACUACUCGCUAAAGUAUUUAGUAACACUAGCGGGGUGACUGCCACCUCUAUACAACGACAUGUAAGCGAAUUGACCAAAGGACUAACACCCAGGUACAAGGAAAUAGCAGCUCUCGACUACCUGAUGCCAAAGCCGCUGGUAAGAGACAUAACUAAGAACACAGAGGAACAGCAAGAAGAGACAAAAGGAACCGACAUCUUGUAUGCCCGCUCCGACCAAAGAAUAGAGACCCUCCCGGACAAGGGCCCUGCCAGGCAAAAGACUCGAAUACCCAAGCUGCAGAUACCAAACGGAGACGUAGAAACCAAUUUCUUCAGCCCAAGAGAGGAGCCACACUAUGAAGAAACCAGAGAGGUCUUCACCACGGCACUCGAAACCUCACCACCUACGCCAGGCUUCGGUCAGGACAAACACCACCCCAAUGCCGAAACGAUGACACUGCGCCUGAACACUAUUCGUGAUGUCGAGACUACACAAUUGACAUGCCCAUACUGUGGCGUGACAAAAACCACUAAACAAGCGACUAGAGCACAUUAUACAACUGCCCAUCCUGGAAUGUAUAGACCACCACCGGACGACCCCUGCUACUGUGCAGCAUGUAGAAGGGUCAUGACCAAGACAUACUUCCGGGACCACCGUUGCAGAAAACCACCGAAGAAUGAAUUUGACUCUAUAGAAUGCCCAGGGUGUCAAAACCACUACCAAAACCCCGAGCUAUCUACACAUAUGAUUCACUGUAUCCGACUAGAGGGAACUCUGACCCCCUCCAAACCCAACACUGGCGCCUUUGAAUUCGCUAAGAAACUACGAGACCUACUGAAACCAACAACCACAAAGAAAGCAGCUUCCCCAACCCAAAUAACUGCCCCUGACCAGACUAUUGCACAGGCAAGGCAAGGCCUUCGACCGCACACACCAAGGAAAAUGGAACAGAGUAACAAGGGUUUGAAACAACUGCCGACGGAAGCCAACAAUAACCCAGCGACCACCAUUAAAGAGCUAGUGAAGAAAAUGAGGACUGAUACCGAGGAAGCUAUAAGAACUGAGCAAUCAACCUGCAGACAAUGCAACAAAGAGCUGAAAUCUAACCAGGCACUGAGGCGGCACGAAGCCCUAUAUCAUCCAGGGACUGCCAGACCUAAGGGACUGCCGGCCCGUUGUAUCGGAUGUAACACUACCUUCAAGACCGCCACCACCUAUGUCAAGCACAAAUGCUCUGGAACCAUGGAGCAGGAGCUUGCCGCGAAACACUGCCCAGAAUGUAAGGAAGCAGAACUCUGUAAUCCAGACUACUCAGUGCAUCUACUCAGACAUGAGAUUAUUCACGACGAAGCACUAGACGAUGCCACUCUAGCCCAAGACCAGAAAAUAUUUGAUCCAUAA